Molecule: messenger RNA, 858 nt
Organism: Parnassius mnemosyne (clouded apollo)
Lineage: Eukaryota; Metazoa; Arthropoda; Insecta; Lepidoptera; Papilionidae
Source: the annotation of a GenBank genome assembly
AUGAGAAGGGCCCUAGAAGGAUGGGAGGGAGGAAUUUCAAUCGGGGGUGUUAAGAUCAGCAACCUCAGAUAUGCGGAUGACACCACACUCUUUGCAUCAUCGGAAAAAGAACUCGCUCAACUCCUUCGCAGAUUAGAGGUAGAGAGUGGACUGGCUGGACUUAGUAUUAACAAGUCCAAAACAAAAGUUAUGUUGAUAGACAGAACCGGUCAACUCUCUAGGACUGGAGAACUCUCGGACCUAGAGUUUGUGAGUGAGUUUGUUUACCUCGGAUCGCUACUUUCGGACAGAGGAGGAAGUGAACAAGACAUAAGAAGACGAAUCCAAAUAGCCAAAGGUGCAAUGACUAGAUUAAAAAGAAUUUGGCAGAACAGAAAAAUCUCUAAUGUCACCAAAAAGAGACUUGUCAGAACUUUAGUGUUCUCCAUCUUCCUUUAUGGCUCUGAAGCAUGGACGAUUCGAGCAGCAGACAAGAAAAGGAUUGAUGCGUUCGAAAUGUGGUGUUGGAGAAGGAUGCUUCGGAUACCAUGGACCGCUAAGAGGACCAACGAAUCGAUCCUGGGGCAGCUUCGUGUUGACACCAGACUCUCUACCACGUGUUACCAGAGUAUUCUGAGUUACUUUGGUCAUAUUGCCCGACGCCCGCCUAAUAACUUGGAUAGACUUAUAGUCGUAGGUAAGGUGGGGGGCAAAAGACCACGCGGCCGAUCAUCUAGCCGCUGGUCAGACCAGGUCAAAUCACUCACUGGCCUCUCACUCACGACUGCAAUGCAAAAAGCCGAGGACCGGACAGAAUGGAGGGCUAUAGUGAACAACGCUACGAAGGCACUAAAAUACGGACACGACCUUCAGUUUUGA